GUCCCUGCCUGUGUUCUUGCCUCUUGCCUCUUGCGCCUUGCUAGCUUGCUUGCCUCCCUGCUCCCUCCUCCUCCCUCUUCCUCGUCGCUUCUCUGAUUCUUCCUGGCCUUUGCCGGAGCAAGGCUAGGCGCGAGGAGAGGGUGCUGUGCUCAGCCAGAGGUCAUCGGCGCUACGCGAGCGCACUGCCUGUGUACGUAUCUCUUCUCGUCUCUCUCGAGCUCUGCGCUUGGUCUGGUCGGAGGUUUCGUGAGCACAAAGUUCUUGCCCCGUCUCUUUAGUAGUAUCGAUGCUUGUUCUCAACUUUCUAGCGUGUGAUUAAGCUGGGGACGGCCCUCUCAGUCUCUCACGGUGAAUUUGGCGGCGAAUUUGGUGGGUAUUUGUGGUCUUUUGUAGCAUGAACACGAGGAGAUUUCGGCGAGCUGCUGAAAACGCGGAACUGUUCUGGUUUUUUUUCCUGUGUGAAAUUCGAGUGCCGAAGGACGAUCCUGUAGUUCCAAGACUCUAAGCUCGACAGAGAUGUUCGGUGAAGGCUGUUGGCCUGGUCUCUGUUCUCCGCACUUCUUUCUCCACUCGUGAUUCUGCGCUGUGAUUUUCCGACGACGAGGAGUGAAGUGAGCCCCUCUUUUUGUGAUGUGAUGUCGGGAAUUUUACGGGGUUAGUAGUGCUUUGACGUACGGUAUAUUCCGCAUCCGAUUUUCCUGUUGCAGGGGAGAUUUGUGAUGGUCUAAAAACGAAAAGUAGAGGAAAGGGGGAAAAGGGGACGGAUGCUGUCUGGUAGAGUUGUUACUUGCUGCCACUGCCAGAGGAUCCAAGAGUAUUAGCGGACCUGUUUUGCUUUGGCGAAUUCACUUAUAACAUGCUCCCGGCAUGCGAGAAGUGACAGCUGAUUUCGAGUUUCGAGUAGAGUAAAUUUGUUGACUAAUACUAUUGUUUAGUCAAAGACGCAUAUCUUUUUCUUGUUUUGUUAAUAAUGAUUACAUUUACAUUACUUCCUUUGUCUACGGACUAAUCGUCACAAUACUAAGUUUUUGUUUUUUCAUGUCGAAUUGAUUAGCGCUUUCCCUUUACAGAUUUAUUAGUGGUUAAAGUAUGUUCUUUCGACUGCAUUAGGUUGUAGAUAGUUCCUUGUUUCACCUUUUCUCCACUAAUGUCUUUAGUGAUAUCAAAUGUUUCAACAGUUGGCCUUUUCCUACUGGAACUGCAGUACUUUGAACAUGCUUUUUGCAAAUACUUGCACUAAGGAUGAAUAAAAUGUUAAGCAACGACUGUUUAGGGACACAGGAGCCUCAUACAUUUUGCAAGACCACUGAAACACUGGAACAUUCACACCCUCAAGAGGUUACACUUGAUAAAACGGUGGCGGGGUCAACGCUAAUAAGUCAUCAAAAUGUGUGCUGCACUGCCGGAGUAUCAGGGGAAAACGCUGAAAUCAUGGAAAUCACCUUAUUGCAUGAUGAAUCUGAUGCAGGAAGCACCAGUUUGCUACCGCCAUUGUUGUCAUAUGGUCCAAGAUCAAUGGUAAUUAACCUUUAUUUUCCUUUCAGAAAGUUCCUGGGAACACCAGCAUAGUUGCAUCGCUAAAGUUUCAAAAAUGGAAGAAGAAUGGAAAAAGAAAACACAAACCAGCUUUGACACAACACCAUGAUAGUAGUAGUAGUACUAAAUUAUUAUUAUUAUUAUUAUUCGACGUCGUCCAACCAAAAAGCCCAGUUCUUGAACUUCGUACUGAUUCUAGCUAAUACCACAGCAGCUAUGGUUAGAUUUUCUAACAACUUCCCUCGAUCAAAUCAUUUUGGAUUCAGUUCUCUUAGAUUUUCUUUUUACUCCCUCCAUCCCAAAUUGUAAGUCAUUUUGGUUGUUUUAGAUACAUAAAAUUUUGGUAUGUAUCUAGAUAUACACUAUAUGCAUAGCAAAAUCUAUGCAUAUAGAAAAAGCCAAAACAAAUUACAAUUUGGAACGAAGGGAGUAUUUAAUAAGCUCUAUCAUGAAAAGCUUCAGUUGUUUUUUAGAAUUUUCUUUGCUAGUAAAGAAAAGUUAAACUCAGAAAACCACAUUUAAUUUUGAAAUGUGCUGGUUUACAAAGCUUACAUUUGGAAAUAACAAAGGCGUUAGGAUGAGGUAGGACAAAGCCAAUUACAGUAUUUUACUUCUAAAACUCGCAAUACUCUAACAAGCACUGAGAUUUGUUAAACCAGUAUUUGUGAUUGCAAAUUAUAAAACUAUGCUCUGAUAACUAAUCAUGCAAGUCAAAUAGUUGGAUAAUAAUGGUCUGAGUUUUCAUGAUGCAGCUGCUAGUGCUCUCGAUUAUCAAGCUGUGAGUGUUCUACUUAGAAACAAUAGUGUAUCAGUAGAAGUGAAUGGGAUGAUCUUUCUAAGCAUCAAUGCAUCAUCAUGUUCCAAUACAAGUACCAUCGUCAUCAGACCUUGAGAGUAUCCUGUCACCAGAUCCAGUCUGCAGUGAUCUUCAGUUGAAAGAGAUAAACUACAAUGCUGCAGCAAUGGAUGAAAGCACUGAGCUCCUUCACUUGAUUCUUGGUGGCAAUGAUGAAGGAUACAAUACCACAACUGAAUUACAAGUUUGGGAUGUUCUGGACUUCUAUGUCUCAGAAAACUUCUCGGCUCUCCAAUUUGAUAGUUUGAUGGGUUUUACAAAUGAAGUUAGUACUUCCUACAAUGAUUGUAUGAAUUUAGUUGACAUGGUAGAGUGGCCCGUGGCUCGUCUGUCUCUAGAUGAUACACCAAAACUCAGUAACAGUGAUGAUGCGGUUCUGGCAGACAAUGUCACAACGGACCCUGAUGAAACAUCCUUAUACCUUCGUACAAAACCAACAGAUUCAGAAACUGAAAGUAGCUCUGACGCAGGAGAUGUUGAAACUGAAUAUCUAGAUCAAAAGCUACUUUCUAGAUGUCUGCCUGAUUUAAUGGAUGUUGACUCGCCCAACCACUUACUGAAAACACCAGUGAGAACAAAACAUGUGACUCUUGUGCUUGAUUUGGACGAGACUCUUGUACAUUCAACAUUGGAUCAGUGCGACAGUGCUGAUUUUACCCUAGAAGUUUUCUUCAAUAUGAAAAAUCACACAGUGUAUGUGAAGAAAAGGCCUUACCUGAAAGUGUUUCUUGAGAAGGUUGCUCAGAUGUUUGAGCUUGUCAUUUUCACAGCUAGUCAGAGAAUCUAUGCUGAGCAACUUAUAGAUAAACUUGAUCCUGAUGGAAAAUAUAUCUCACGGCGUAUUUAUCGUGAAUCUUGUAUAUUCUCUGACGGUUGCUAUACAAAGGAUCUGACAAUCUUGGGGAUCGACUUGGCGAAAGUUGCAAUAGUUGACAAUACUCCACAGGUUUUCCAGUUGCAAGUGGAUAACGGCAUACCAAUUAAGAGCUGGUUUGAUGACCCCGCAGACCAGGAAUUAAUCGAGUUACUCCCGUUCCUGGAGAGCCUCGUGGACUCAGAUGACGUGAGGCCAAUAAUUUCGAAGGCCUUCCAUGACAAACCUGAGUAGAAAUAGUCCUGGAGAGCUGGAGAGGUUCACUGGAAUUAAUCCAGUGAACCUCUCGCUGAAGUUAGCUUCGCUCCACACGGUGCAGGCCAUUCUUGGGAAGUUAGGUAUAGGAUCAAGAUUCACCAUUUAUGUUAUGUUAGCUGUUACAAAUAGCAAGCAUAAACUGCGGUCGUCGAUGAAAAUGGCUUGUGUGUGUAUGUCCCUUCGGUGUUCCGUGUCACAGAUCAUUGUACAGAGACGAACAAUAGUGCUGAAUAAAGUGAUCUGAGUGCAAUUUU
This is a messenger RNA of Zea mays, 3778 nucleotides long. RefSeq names its product CTD-phosphatase-like protein. Lineage: Eukaryota; Viridiplantae; Streptophyta; Magnoliopsida; Poales; Poaceae. The record is from RefSeq and is a predicted model, not a curated record. The transcript is spliced from 6 exons. Gene Ontology annotation, molecular function: phosphatase activity. Bases 2382 to 3500 code for a protein of 372 amino acids.